Lathyrus oleraceus (garden pea) is the source of this 1611-nucleotide messenger RNA. RefSeq lists its product as uncharacterized. Gene Ontology annotation, molecular function: aspartic-type endopeptidase activity. Gene Ontology annotation, biological process: proteolysis. Bases 1 to 1611 code for a protein of 536 amino acids. Lineage: Eukaryota; Viridiplantae; Streptophyta; Magnoliopsida; Fabales; Fabaceae. The record is from RefSeq and is a predicted model, not a curated record. The transcript is spliced from 4 exons.
AUGGCUACUCACGUGGAAGAUGACAAGCUGAUAAUCCAUUAUUUCCAAGAUAGCUUUAGUGGGGCUCCUUCCAAAUGGUAUUUGAGUCUGGAUCAAAGAGCUCGUGUUGAGUAUGGCUUAAGAAAUGGUAAACUUGUAGCUGUGGCCGGAACUUCAAGUGUUAAUCCAAAGAAGUUCUCUGGAGGAUUUCCCAAAAAGAAGGAAGGUGAAACCAAUGAUGUGUCUAUUGGCCAAGGAAGAACUCUUCCAAGAAGAAGACAUCAACAACAAUAUUCACAACAGCAGUAUGCUUAUCAACCACCUCCAAUUUAUCGACCAGCUCCAGCUCAACAACGUGCUCCUGCUCCCCCAGAUUAUCAGCAAGCACCAGUCGCUCCUGCCUAUCAACAACCGAGAGCUCAAGCUCCAAGAAAAAAGGCUCAAAAUCAAAACAGGAGACAUGGGGAUAGGGCAACCUUCAAUCCAAUUCCAAUGUCAUAUAUUGAGCUCUAUCCCUCUCUGUUGCAAAAAUGUUUGGUGGUUCCUAGACCUAUGGGAUCUCCACCUGAUCGUCUGCCUCCCUGGUACAACCCUAAUGCACAUUGUCCUUUUCAUGAGGGUUCCCUCGGGCAUGACCUAGAGGGUUGCUAUGCUUUGAAGCAUAGGGUUCGUGAGCUGAUUGAUAGCAAGACUCUGUAUUUUAGGGAUAUAGGACCAAACGUGAAGAAUAAUCCUCUUCCUCUCAAUGGAUACCCUAUAGUGAACGCAAUUGAAGAUGCCUCUGCUGGUGUUAUGGUUGAUAAGGUUGAUGAUGCUAAGACUCCUUUGGCAGCAUUCCAUGCCCGAUUGGUCGAAGCUGGUAUGAUUGAUAAUGAAGAUGUGUCAGUAAUUGAACCUUGUUUCAAUUUACCUGAAUCGGUUGAAAUCCCUUACUAUAGUAGGAGAGUGAUGCCUACGAAUAGUCAUCCAUCACCUGUUGUGAUCUGUAUGCCUACGUCGUUUCCAUAUGAAAGCACCAAAUUUGUGCCUUGGAAAUAUGAGAUCACCGUUAUGGACAAGAUCGUUGAAGGAAGUGAAGAUAGUGAAGUGACAGAAAUUGUGAAUGAAGACGUCACCAAUAUUGCAGGAAUGAGCAGAAUGGCCCAUAGUGGUCGGAUCUAUACACCUGAAUUCAAUGUGACUCCUCAAGUACCGGCCAAGGAAUCUACAGUUAUAGCUCCUGCUAAAGAACCUGAAGUCGUCCAAUCUGAAGAUGUUGUUGAAUUCCUAAAGUUGAUAAAGAGAAGUGAUUACAAGGUUGUGGAUCACCUGCAUCAGACACCAUCUAUUUUGUCUCUGCUAUUGAACUCCCAAGCCCAUAGGGAGGCUUUGUUGAAGAUGCUUUGCCAAGGUCAUGUAACACAAAGCAUAACAGUAGACCAGUUUGAUGGGGUGGUUGCAAAUAUCACAACUUGCAAUACUUUAAGCUUUAGUGAACAGGAAUUACCUGAAGAUGGACAAAAUCACAAUCGUGCUCUCCAUAUCUCAGUGAAGUGCAAAGAUGAUGCUUUAGCAAGAGUUUUGGUUGAUACCGGAUCUUCUUUAAAUGUGAUGCCAAGAGAAUGCUUCCAAAGUUGUCUUAUCAAGUACUAG